AUGUCUACAAUAGAUAAACCAUGCAAUGAAUGCAUCAAGGGAACCAUCCACGCCGGCCUCCCCAUCGGCGACUACCAAACCAUCCACGGUCUGCGCACCUACAUCGUCGGUAACCUUUCUACCUCGCGCGCAACAAUCGUGCUCUACACCGAUAUAUUCGGGCACCUCCUGCCCAACAAUCUCCUUCUCGCCGACGCUUUUGCCGCCUCUGGAGAAUAUCUCGUGUACGUGCCUGAUUUUUUCGAAGGCGAUCCCGUUGCGCUUAAAGUGGCCGAUUUGUUAAUUCCCGUGGAUGCGAGUAAACAGGGGACGCUGGGUAAAUAUACGGGGAUCUUGGCUAGUGCGCCGAGUUUUCUGAUGUGGAUGGGUCGACAUAAAGAAGCGAAGUGUAGCGCGGUUUGUAAUGGUUUCUUGGAGAAGUUAAGGAUGGAGACCAAGGGAGAGAGGAAGAUUGGGAUGGUGGGGUAUUGUUGGGGAGGUCGAUAUGCUAUUCGUGCUGGGUUGGAAUCGAAUAUGAUUUCGAUUGAUGGGGUUAAGAAACCAUUAAUAGAUGCGGUCGUUGCGUUACAUCCAAGUAAUUUGGUGUUCCCUAGAGAUGUGGAGGGAUUAGUUGUACCAAUCAGUUAUGGGUGGGGAGAAAAUGAUGUAGCUGUUUCGAUUAAGUCGAAGGGAAUUAUUGAGGAAAUCCAUCAGAAAGAGAAGGAGAAGGGGGGGAAGGUACCGGAAAUGGAACAUAGGGUUUAUAAACCUGGAAGACAUGGAUUCGCGGUCAGAGGGAAUCCAGAUGAUCCAUUGGAAAGAGCGUGCCUGGAGGAUUCGAUGAAGCAGGGUUUGGAGUGGAUGGGAAAGUGGCUUUGA
Botrytis byssoidea is the source of this 858-nucleotide messenger RNA. RefSeq lists its product as uncharacterized. The coding region runs from base 1 to 858 and encodes 285 amino acids. The record is from RefSeq and is a predicted model, not a curated record. The transcript has 2 exons. Gene Ontology annotation, molecular function: hydrolase activity. NCBI's taxonomy places the organism in Eukaryota, Fungi, Ascomycota, Leotiomycetes, Helotiales, Sclerotiniaceae.